Messenger RNA from Dromiciops gliroides (monito del monte), 3042 nucleotides. It is a transcript of the gene SLC9A8, whose product is annotated as solute carrier family 9 member A8. The record is from RefSeq and is a predicted model, not a curated record. Gene Ontology annotation, molecular function: sodium:proton antiporter activity. The transcript is spliced from 16 exons. Gene Ontology annotation, cellular component: Golgi apparatus; membrane. Gene Ontology annotation, biological process: regulation of pH; proton transmembrane transport; sodium ion transport. The coding region runs from base 121 to 1851 and encodes 576 amino acids. Lineage: Eukaryota; Metazoa; Chordata; Mammalia; Microbiotheria; Microbiotheriidae.
AUUCUCCCUACAUCCGGCUCUCCGCCCCCCCACCCCCACCGGAAGCCCGAGGCGGCCCGCUAGCCCCGCGUUCCUGCGGGCUCUCGGUGGCCGUGGCGGAUCCGCAGGAUAGGGGACAAGAUGGCGGAAGAGGAGUUCCUCAACACAACCCAUGAGGGUCCCAAUAUAACCUUACAUACCACCUUGGCCAUCACGACCAAACUGGUGCUUCCAACUCCUGCCAAACCCAUCCUUCCAGUUCAAACUGGAGAGCAGGCUCAGCAAGAAGAGCAGUCCAGUGGCAUGACGAUAUUCUUUAGUCUGCUUGUUUUAGCUAUUUGCAUCAUAUUGGUGCAUUUAUUGAUCAGAUACAGACUGCAUUUUCUGCCAGAGAGUGUUGCAGUUGUCUCUCUAGGUAUCCUCAUGGGAGCAGUUAUAAAAAUCAUAGAAUCUCAGAAGCUGGCAAAUUGGAAGGAAGAAGAAAUGUUUCGUCCAAAUAUGUUCUUUCUUCUCUUGCUUCCUCCUAUCAUAUUUGAAUCAGGAUAUUCUUUACAUAAGGGUAACUUCUUUCAGAAUAUUGGUUCCAUCACUCUGUUUGCUGUAUUUGGCACAGCAAUUUCAGCUUUUAUUGUAGGUGGAGGAAUAUAUUUUCUAGGUCAGGCUGAUGUAAUUUCUAAACUCAACAUGACAGACAGCUUUGCAUUUGGCUCAUUGAUAUCUGCUGUUGACCCAGUAGCUACUAUUGCUAUUUUCAAUGCACUUAAUGUGGAUCCAGUUCUUAACAUGUUAGUUUUUGGAGAAAGUAUUCUCAAUGAUGCAGUCUCUAUUGUUCUGACCAACACAGCUGAAGGCUUGACAAGAAAAAAUAUGUCCGAUGUCAGUGGGUGGCAGACUUUUCUACAAGCCCUUGGUUACUUCCUUAAGAUGUUCUUUGGCUCAGCUGCACUCGGCACUCUAACAGGGCUAAUUUCUGCACUAGUAUUAAAGCAUAUUGAUUUAAGGAAGACACCUUCCUUGGAGUUUGGGAUGAUGAUUAUCUUUGCAUAUCUUCCUUAUGGGCUUGCAGAAGGCAUCUCCCUCUCAGGUAUCAUGGCCAUCCUGUUCUCUGGUAUUGUGAUGUCUCAUUAUACACAUCAUAACCUUUCCCCAGUUACACAGAUCCUAAUGCAGCAAACCCUACGAACUGUUGCCUUCAUGUGUGAAACAUGUGUGUUUGCAUUUCUUGGCCUGUCCAUUUUUAGUUUUCCUCACAAGUUUGAAAUUUCCUUUGUCAUCUGGUGCAUAGUACUUGUGCUGUUUGGCAGAGCUGUGAACAUUUUCCCACUGUCCUACCUCCUAAAUUUCUUCCGUGAUCAUAAAAUCACCCCCAAAAUGAUGUUUAUCAUGUGGUUUAGUGGUUUACGCGGAGCAAUUCCAUAUGCCCUGAGUCUUCAUUUGGACCUGGAACCCAUAGAGAAACGGCAGCUCAUUGGGACAACUACCAUAAUCAUUGUGCUCUUCACCAUACUGCUGCUUGGAGGAGGGACAAUGCCCCUCAUUAGAUUGAUUGACAUUGAAGAUUCAAAAGCCCGAAAAAGAAAUAAGAAGGAUAUCAACCUCAGUAAAACGGAAAAAAUGGGUAACACCAUUGAAUCUGAACAUCUUUCAGAGCUCACAGAAGAAGAGUAUGAAGCCCACUACAUCAAGCGCCAGGAUCUCAAGGGUUUUAUGUGGUUUGAUGCAAAAUAUCUGAAUCCUUUUCUCACCCGGAGGUUGACCCAAGAGGACUUGCAUCAUGGCCGAAUUCAGAUGAAAACACUUACCAACAAAUGGUAUGAAGAAGUUCGACAAGGACCAUCUGGCUCAGAGGAUGAUGAGCAGGAGCUGCUCUGAUAUACAGGAGGGCUCUAGGACAAUCACCAAUGAGAUCACCACCAUUAAGAGUUUUAGUUAUGUACAAGGUCUGAUGCUAAAUGCUGUAAGAAACCUUGAAGCUUAUGCCUCCCCGGAGGCAGCCCUGUAUGUAAGUAUGCUGCACAUACAGAUACUGUUAAGUAUGACCUCCUCCAGAGGUCAUAGUCUAGUUUUGUUUAUAAUUGCUGUGGCAUUUAAGAACAGCUAAGUGGCUUUAAAACAGUGAAUGAUGGAUUUUAACCUAGAAUUUCCCAGACCUCCAAGCCAAGAUGGUUGCUUUGAAAUGUGUUCUUCCCUCCUAUUUUCCUUUUUAGGUGUCUGCUAUAAAUGUCUUGCAUCAAUACUUACUUGUUUGACAACUCUACAAGAUAGAGUGAGUAGUACAUUCUCUGUAGAAUUUUUCAUUAUCAGUUCCCAGAUGGGAGCUGUCAUAGGUCAAGCUGUGAAUUGUGUGGCUUUUUGGAAAGAAGAAUUUGUCAUUUCUGACCCUCCACAUUAGUAGUGACAAGAAAACAGUGGUAGGACUAGGUAAUAGUGUGUGGGGGUCUCAGCCUUUCCUAGGCAAGUGUUUUCAUUGUGCCCUCACAAGCAGGCCUGCUGAGUUGGCAGGCACAGUCUUAACACAAGAAAACAUCUGCAUGUGUAGGCCUGGAAGCCAGCUAUGUCUUAGUCAACCUCCCCCUCAACAACCACCAACACCACCAAUCCAUAAUCACAAAAUACUAAGGUAUUCCACUCCACAGAAAGAGCGGUUUUAUUGGAAAAGACCUUUGAUGCCUCCUAUGUUUUUCAGCAUUCCAAAGAAAUGAAAAUUGAUGAUGUCCUUUUUGUUUAACAUAUUGACCCCAUGUGCAGAAUCUUAGGGUAAUAGGCAGCUGGUUUCCCCAGGAAAUACUAUGAAUGUUUGCAUUUGAACCCCUAGCCAAAUGCAAGUCCCAUUUCUUCAAAGGUGACAGGAGGUGUGCCUCUCCUGAAUGUUACACUGCUUACAGUUAAGUCAUAGGUGAAAUUCUAGUUCUUGCCUCUGGAGAGUGCCAAAUGUAUAGACUUAUUUUGGUUGACCAGCAUCUAUGUUUUGAUGUAUGUUCACUUUUUUUUUUUUUUAGUGAGGCAAUUGGGGUUAAGUGACUUGCCCAGGGUCACACAGCUGGUAAGUGUCUGAGGCUGGAU